Messenger RNA from Chanos chanos (milkfish), 1752 nucleotides. It is a transcript of the gene klhl38a, whose product is annotated as kelch-like family member 38a. The transcript has 3 exons. Gene Ontology annotation, molecular function: protein binding. The coding region runs from base 1 to 1752 and encodes 583 amino acids. The record is from RefSeq and is a predicted model, not a curated record. Lineage: Eukaryota; Metazoa; Chordata; Actinopteri; Gonorynchiformes; Chanidae.
AUGGCUUAUUCUUCCCUUGAGAUCUUUCCGUUCAAAGAUCAAGAGCUCCCGGCUCAUCUGCUACACCAACUGAACUGCUUGAGACACGCAAGAAUCUUCACUGACGUGCUCUUAUGCACGGAGGACAGAGAGAUCCCAUGUCACAGGAAUGUCCUAGUGUCCAGCAGCCCCUAUUUUCGCGCCAUGUUCUGUAGCAACUUUCGGGAGAGCAGCCAGACCAGGGUGGACCUGAAGGGCAUCUCUUCAGAUGUUCUCAGUGGCAUUGUGGACUACGUGUAUACUGGAGCUAUCACCAUUACGAUGGAGCUUGUGCUCCCCCUAAUGCAGGCUGCGUCUAUGCUGCAGUACGGCAGGCUCUUUGAGGCCUGCUCUGUAUUCCUACAGGAUCAGCUGAAUCCGGACAAUUGCCUGAGCAUGAUCCGCCUCUCUGAGAUCCUGCAUUGUGAAAGCCUGAGGGAGAGGGCUAAGGAAAUGGCCGUGCGCAGUUUCUCUGACGUGGCUGUGUCCGAGGAUUUCUGUGAGCUCUCUCUGCCUGAGCUGAUGUGUUACCUGGAGGAUGACCGGCUGUGUGCGGAGGAGGAGCAAGUGUUUGAGACACUUCUGGCCUGGAUCCACCACGACCCCUUUUCACGCCGCGGCGCUAUCCAUGACCUUUUUAAGAAGGUGCGACUGCGCUACAUCCAUCCGACCUACCUUUUCCAGUUUAUCGCCAAUGACCCACUUGUCCAGUCCUCCACCUUGUGCACUGAGAUCAUUGAGUCCGUCCGGCGUCUGAUGUUCUCGGUAAGUGCCAAAUGUGGCCACGAGCUGAAGCCUCUGUGGACAACACCUCGUCGCUACACGUGUCACGAGACCCUGGUUGUGGUGGGUGGCCGAAAGAACAACGAGCAGACAUCACGCGAGGCACUCCUGUAUGACGAAAGGACUCAGCGCUGGCAGUGGUUGGCCAAGCUUCCCCUGAGACUGUACAAGGCAGCUUACGUGUGCAUCCACAGCAUCUUGUACGUGGUGGGUGGACUCAGCCUUAACAUGGUCUCAGGGGACAGUGUGGUCAGUGCAACAGUCUACACCCUCUCUCUGAAAACCAACCAGUGGAGGACCGCAGAACCCAUGUUGGAGCCACGUUACGCCCACCAGUGCGUCUCGUACUUGCACUUUAUCUUCGCCUUGGGGGGAAUUGGGCCGGACAAACAGAUAUCCCAGUCGAUGGAACGCUACAACAGCAUGUUCAACCAGUGGGAAGAGAUGGCUCCUAUGCCAACAGCAGUGUUUCACCCUGCCGUUGCUGCCAACGACCAAAGGAUUUACGUAUUUGGAGGAGAAGACGCUAUGCAGAAUCCAGUCAGAUUAAUACAGGUUUAUCACAUCUCUCGCAAUCUGUGGUCUAGACUUGAGACCAGGACAGUGAAGAAUGUUUGUGCUCCCGCUGCUGUAAUAGAGGACAAGAUUUACAUUAUCGGAGGUUACACAAGAAGGGUGAUUGCCUAUGACACCAAAGCCAACAAGUUUGUUAAAUGUGAGAACAUGAGGGAGAGAAGGAUGCAUCACUCUGCUACCGUGAUUGAUAACAAGCUCUACAUAACCGGUGGCCGCUUUCUCAAUAGCCACGAUAUUAUUGAGGACUCGGACUGCUUUGAGUGCUAUGAUCCUAAGACGGACGUGUGGACUUCUAAAGGCUCUUUACCAUACAAGUUGUUUGACCAUGGUUCACUGACCCUGAUUUGUGUUUCAAACCGCCCAAACCCACCAUGA